CUAUUAAUCUUAUUCUUUCUCUUAGCCUUCAUCUCUUCAUGGACAUACAAACUAAAAGUACUCAACAAAUAUUCAUUCUUACCCAAACCUUCAAAACUAAAUCAAACAAAUCAAAUCCAACUAGAUCAUCUCAAUCCAAACUUGCUCGUAAACCAAAACCAAUCUUUUUCGGCUCAUGAUGAAUUUCAUAAUUAUUUAGAUGAAUUCUUAUCGGCUAUUAGAGUGUUUGGGUUUCUAGAAAAACCUGUGUUUCAUGAACUGGCUCGGCAUCUUCAAACCCGUAGAUUAUUGGCGGGUGAUACGUUGAGUUUGGAUGAAGAUAAAUCGUUUUAUAUUGUGAUUGAUGGUCAUGUGGAAGUCUUUGCUAGAUCUAAUAAUCAUGCUUCUACUUUACCCCAUCAUCCUUCUUCAUUACCAAAUCAAUCUCAUCAACAGCGACAUUCGACCUAUGAUCAUUCUUUGGCUUAUGAUCAUGAAGAUCAUAAUGGAUUUCAACUCUUGAAUGUGGUCGAAUCGGGUGGUACUCUUAGUUCUUUAUUCACCAUCUUGAGUUUGUUUACUGAAGAUGUUAAAUUAAGGUAUGAAGAUGAUGAUGAAGAUGAACAUCAACUUAAACCGAGUCCAAUGAUUCGAACUACUUCACUUCAAGCUCAUCCUCAUCAGCCUCAUCCUUCAUCGGAUUCGAUCGGUUCUUUCAACUCUCAACUUUCGCCUACUUUUCAUUCGGAUCCAAGUCCGAGAUCUAAACCUAAUCGAUCAGUCACUCUUACUUCACCUAUCAUCAGACAACCUACUGCUCAAUCUUCCGCAGCUUCACGUCAACCCAAACAUCGAUCCACCGCUGAACGUCUAGGAGCUCAACCACGUGAAUCGACGAUUGCACGUGCCACGACUGAUACCACUUUGGCCGUCAUCCCUUCAGAAGCAUUCAAACGACUUACAUCCAAGUUUCCAAAUGCAGUAGCACAUAUCUUACAAGUCAUCCUCACACGACUUCAACGGGUCACUUUUCUAACCUCUCAUCAAUACCUGGGUCUAACUAAAGAGCUUUUGAGAACUGAAAAAGCUUUUAACGAAUUAGCAUGUUAUCCACUUCCAGCUCGGUUUUAUGAAGAAGGUGGAAUGGUAAGGCUUCGUCAAAGGUUUUUACCUCAGACUAAAUUAGUGGAUGAACCUAGUCAAUCGACAAGACAUCAAGAUUAUUUUGGAUUCGAUCCUAUCAAUACUCGUCCUUCUUUAAAUCUACGUAAAGCUAAGGAUUUGAAUGAUGCUGCUCUUAGAUUGAAACCCCCUCAUUCACCUUUACGUGAUCCGACGCCCAAGUCUCCAAAAGAAUCUCAUAAAUCUCAUAUUACGUUUGAUUUGGGAUCUUCACCUAUUUCAGUUCCGAUCGGUUCUACUAAUAAUUUACAUGAAGAUCUCGAAUUGAGGCAAACGGUGAUGAGUUGUAUUGCGAAAUCUAUUGGACUAGUACAACAUCAUCGUCAUCAGAGCGAAACUUCUUCUUCUUCUCAUCAUCAUCCACAUCAACAACAACAAGUACCUCAACGACCUGGUUUCAGAUCAGGACUCGGUUCGUUAUCGUAUCUUAAAACCAUGGGCGGUGGACGAGAAGAUAGUAGGAGUUCUAUUGCCUCUUCUUCGGUGAAUAUCGAUUCAGAAUCACCUGCUGAUGAUCCUGAUGGUGAAGAAUUACCUAAUGAAGUGGAAAUCUUAUUUUUCCAUCAAGACUCUACACUUGUGAAAGCAGGUGAAAGGAAUGCAGGACUGUAUUUUGUGAUUGAUGGGUUCUUGGAUGUGUUUAUGCCGGUGGAUGAAGAAGAAGAUUUAUCUACUGGUAAAUCGAAUGAAGGAAGAAGAAGACCGAUCUCGACUUUGAAUCCGAAAGAGUUUAAGCCAGAACCAGAACCGAUGAACGAGUUACCAAGCAAACCUGCACCAAUCAAACUCUUUAGUAUUAAACCGGGAGGGAUUGCAGGUUAUUUGGCUUCGAUCUCGGGGUUCCCUUCGUAUGUUGAUAUUAAAGCUAAGACUGAUGUGUAUGUUGGGUUCUUGCCUGCGAGAGCUUUGGAAAGUAUUAUGGAUCGGAAACCGAUUGUUUUGUUGACGUUGGCUAAGAGGUUGAUUAGUCUUUUGUCUCCACUUAUGUUACAUAUUGAUUCAGCUUUAGAAUGGAUGGCAGUUGAUGCAGGACAAAUUAUUUAUCGUGAAGGAGAUAAGAGUGAUAAUCUAUAUAUUGUGAUUGGAGGUAGAUUACGAUCGAUCUCUGAAAGAAUAGAAGGAGGACUUGAGAUCUUAGGGGAAUAUGGACAAGGCGAAAGUAUAGGAGAAUUAGAUUGUAUUACGCAUACCUUAAGAAGAUCUACCUUACAUGCGAUACGUGAUAGUGAGCUGGUUAGGAUUCCAAUGACCCUCUUUAAUGCGAUUUCGAUUCGACAUCCGGCUAUUACUAUUCAGGUUUCUAGGUUGAUUGCUUCAAGGGUUCGGAAAGAGAUUGAUGCAUCUAGAUCGAAUUCUUUGAAAAGAGUUCAAAACAACUUUAAUUUGAAAACGGUGGCGAUUAUUCCUAAUCGAUCGGAAGUCGAUAUUAUUGAGUUUUCGAAUCGUUUGAACUUUGCUCUCGAAUCGAUUAAUGCUAAAACUGAACUUUUGAAUCAGUCGACAAUCUUGUCUGUCUUGGGUCGUCAUGCUUUUAGUAGAUUGGGUAAGUUGAAGUUGACCGGUUACUUGGCGGAACUCGAACAGACUUUUAGGAUCGUGCUUUAUGUGGCUGAUACGGCGGUUAAUGCGCCUUGGACUCAGACUUGUAUUAAACAGGCAGAUUAUGUUUUGUUGGUUUGUGAUGGUGGAUCUCAACCUGAGUUGGGAGAAUAUGAACGUUUGUUGAUCGGGAUGAAAACGACGGCUCGUAAAGAAUUAGUCUUACUACAUCCUGAUCGAAACGUACCUGCAGGUUCAACCAGACCUUGGUUAAAGAAUCGACCUUGGAUUCAUGCGCAUCAUCAUGUUCAACUUGCAGGAGCCACACCAUUAGCAGAUAAUCAUUUAGAUGAGAUGUUACCGGUCACAGCACUAAGAGAGUUUAAAGAAAGAGUCCGAUUACAAAUCUCAAAGUAUGCAAGACUUCGAUCGAAAUUAAAAGCCGAACCAGUGAAUGUGACAGGCACUGAUGAUUUUGCAAGACUAGCUAGAAGGUUAUGUGGCAAAUCGAUUGGAGUGGUCUUGGGAGGAGGAGGAGCCAGAGGGAUUAGUCAUAUUGGAGUCAUUAGAGCUUUGAGUGAGAUUGGAAUGCCGAUCGAUAUGAUUGGUGGAACGUCGAUUGGAAGCUUUAUUGGUGGACUUUAUGCUAGGAAUUCGGAUUUGAUUUCGACAUUGGGUAGAGCAAAGGUCUUUAGUGGUCGGAUGGCUACUUUGUGGAGAAUCUUGACGGAUAUCACUUACCCUGUGGUGGCUUAUACUACGGGUCAUGAGUUUAAUAGAGGGAUUUAUAAAUCGUUUUAUGAUUAUCAUAUUGAGGAUUUUUGGUUACCAUUUUGGGCUAAUACUACUAAUAUAACUUGGUCAAGAAUGGAAGUCCAUACAACUGGAUAUGCUUGGAGGUAUAUUAGGGCUUCUAUGUCUUUGGCUGGGUUGUUACCACCGCUUUGUGAUGAUGGAGAUAUGUUGGUAGAUGGAGGGUACAUUGACAAUUUACCGGUUUCAGUGAUGUUGAGGAUGGGAGCCGAUUCGAUCUUUGCAGUUGAUGUAGGAUCGAUUGAUGAUACUUCACCUAGAAACUUUCCUGAAUCACUUUCAGGUUGGUGGUUAUUGAUUAGUCGAAUGAAUCCUUGGUCAGAAAACCAUCGAAUACCAACUAUGACAGAUAUUCAAAGUCGAUUGACUUAUGUUUCGAGUGUGAAGACUUUAGAAGAAGCUAAGGCGACACCAGGAGUACUUUAUAUGAGGAUGCCAGUAACUGAAUAUACUACUAUGGAUUUUGGAAAGUUUGAAGUGAUUUGUCAAAAAGGAUAUGAAGCGGCAAAGGAGAUGUUAAAGGAAUGGAAAGAGAUGGGAGCUUUACCUGAUGGAUUAGAAAGGAAAUCUAAUGAGAUGAAUCGAUUGGAUGGACAGCUUAGAGAGAAUGAAAGGAAAAGGUUGAUGGUUAGAAGGAAUAGUGUUUGA
This is a messenger RNA of Melampsora larici-populina 98AG31, 4161 nucleotides long. RefSeq lists its product as uncharacterized. The annotation marks the transcript as partial. The transcript is spliced from 16 exons. Gene Ontology annotation, molecular function: phosphatidylcholine lysophospholipase A1 activity. Gene Ontology annotation, biological process: lipid metabolic process. Lineage: Eukaryota; Fungi; Basidiomycota; Pucciniomycetes; Pucciniales; Melampsoraceae. The record is from RefSeq and is a predicted model, not a curated record. Gene Ontology annotation, cellular component: endoplasmic reticulum.